Vigna angularis (adzuki bean) is the source of this 1050-nucleotide messenger RNA. RefSeq names its product serine/threonine-protein kinase BSK7. NCBI's taxonomy places the organism in Eukaryota, Viridiplantae, Streptophyta, Magnoliopsida, Fabales, Fabaceae. The record is from RefSeq and is a predicted model, not a curated record. Gene Ontology annotation, molecular function: protein binding; protein kinase activity. The transcript has 3 exons. The coding region runs from base 401 to 928 and encodes 175 amino acids. Gene Ontology annotation, biological process: brassinosteroid mediated signaling pathway.
CUUCUCCUCUUUCGCGAGCUCGUAAAGCAGGGAAGCUUCAUUCCCUUUUCUCUUUGUCUCACGCUGAACCAAGAACUCAAGCAAUGGGAGUUGCGGCGUGCACGAGAAAGUUCUUUCCCUUACUCUUAUGGGUUCAAGGCUCGAAUCAAAAUAGGGAACUUCCCUCUCUUCUUCUCUGAUUCCAGCGAUUUCUCUUUGGGAGUGGAGAUCAGGUUUGGUGGCUCAGGCGCGGUGUUUCCACGACGUGUGGGUUCGCCAUCAACCACAACUAACUACCAACCUAAAAAGUCCAAUCACAAACACCAUUCACAUUAACAUUAUAAAAGGCCCAAAUAGAUAGAACCCUAACACGUUAGACUAUGUUUGAAUUAAGUUUAAAAAGUACUUCUGCCCAAUUCGAAUGCACCAAAUGAAAAAGAAAUUGAUGGGCAUCCAGCACAGUACUAAUUUUGCCUCAUUAUCUCCACUUGGUGAAGCAUGCUCAAGGAAGGACUUGACUGCCAUACAUGAAGUUCUGGAAAAUAUUGGCUAUAAAGAUGAUGAAGGAGUGGCAAAUGAGUUAUCAUUUCAGAUGUGGACUGAUCAGAUGCAGGAGACAUUAAAUUGCAAGAAAAAGGGGGAUGUUGCUUUCCGGCAGAAAGAUUUUAGACUGGCAAUUGAGUGUUAUACGCAGUUCAUUGAUGCUGGAACAAUGGUUUCUCCAACAGUCUAUGCAAGGCGUAGUAUAUGUUAUUUAAUCAGUGACAUGCCUCAGGAAGCGCUGAACGAUGCAAUGCAGGUGCAAGUUGUUUCCCCUGUUUGGCACAUAGCAUCAUAUAUUCAAUCUGUUGCCCUCAUUGCACUUGGGAUGGAGAAUGAAGCUCAAGCAGCACUUAAAGAUGGCACAACUCUGGAAUCCAAGCGAAGUGCAACUACCAAGCAAAAAUGAAAAAGUGUUGUACAUAGACAAUUUAUUGCUGAUUCUGUUCCGCCUGACAAUUUAUAAGAGGCAAACUAAUAUAAAUUUAUUGAUAUCAGAAAUGAGAAAAACCUUAUACAUCUUUUGUUUCA